Molecule: messenger RNA, 3282 nt
Organism: Saitoella complicata NRRL Y-17804
Lineage: Eukaryota; Fungi; Ascomycota; Saitoellomycetes; Saitoellales; Saitoellaceae
Exons: 1
Coding region: 1-3282 (1093 amino acids)
Biological process (GO): protein export from nucleus
Cellular component (GO): nuclear pore; cytoplasm
Molecular function (GO): nuclear export signal receptor activity
Source: RefSeq, a predicted model, not a curated record
AUGGACUAUUCCCAGCUCCUGCAAUCGCUCGAGUCGGUCUGUGGUGAUGGUCUGCAAACUGCGAGAACCCGUACCCGUGCCGAGGAGGUGAUUCAGUCCUUUAAGGGCAUGCAGCAUUUACUGCCGGCGUGUCGGUUUGUUUUGGAGCAUACACACAGUCCUCAGCUUCAGUUUCAUUCUGCGGCUGCUGUUAGGGAGGCGGUUGCGCGGGAGUUCAGCGUAUACCGUGUUGAGGAUAUCCAAGGGUUUGAGGGCUGGUUGUUGGAGUAUUGCUCGAGCCGCAUUCAAGUGCCUCGAUACGUCAGGGAUGCUCUUAUGUCCGCUGUGGCUACCAUUGCGAAAAGGUUGAUGCUCGAAACAGGGGAGCAGGAGGCAUGGCUUCUUCUGGAGAAGCUGUGGCAGCUCCGGCAAGGCAACAAGGACCAGCAAGUUCUGUGUCUCAGCCUGGCAACGGCUCUGCUGGAUGAAUUCGGAACAUCGAGUAAAAGCUCACCGCUCCGACUAUCAUUGGAGAUGCACCACCAGGCAAAGAAGAUUUUCAUGGAUGUAUGCUUGAUUUACGUCUGGCAAAUGGUGCUCGAGACACUUCAUUCCCGUAUCGCCAUCAACGCCGCUGCUGAUGAACUAACCGAGGGCGAAGACGUCCUGCUGAACAAUGCGAUUACGGUGUCUGACCGAAUCAUCUCUUGGGACUUUCAGCAUGAUGAAGCCAACCCCGCUUUCGCGGGUUCAGUUCAGAAGGACGCUGAUGCGGAUGACCAAGAUACGGAUGAACUACCCCUACUCUUACCCGCUAGCUGGCAAGAAGCCGUCAACAACGACGUCAUCGGCCUUCUCUUCAUGGUAUACCAGCGUCUUCAGGGAACCGCAUCUCUUGCCUCCAAUCACUGCCGUCACGUCCUCAUCCGACUUGCAAAUGUCACGGGACCGGUGUUUACGACUAAGGAUGCGGUAGAGAAUUGGUGUCGGGCAUUCUUGUCUCAGAUCACUCCGUACUUGAAGGCUAUGGUUACAGCGGGGAAUGCUGUCACCGAGAUCGGACCCCAUUCCCUCGGACUCGCAAAAAUGGCACGGGCUAUCUUGGUUCCGGGCGUUCAUACUGACGCAAUCCUGAACGGUGAUGCGAUAUUAUGGGAGUUCUUGGGUGCUGCAGCGGAAGCAAUGAUAUGGCUAUGCAGAGAGGCCUCACGAAACGGCGGAGACCAUGAGGAGUCGUCUUGGUUAUGGGAGGCAUUCAACGGAUUCGCGGGCGUUUGGGCGGAAAUUCUGAAGAAAGUGAAGAGUCAUGAGAACAAUCAAGCCGUUCAGCAUCUUAGGAGUGUGUGUGAGAGGGUGUCGGAGGCGUAUGUUCAGUGUCGGUUGGAAAGUGCGGCGUGGAGUGUGGAGCAUGAGAAUGACGAGGAGCUUGAUAUUGAUCAGGAUGAGAAGGACUGGGAACAGAAUGAGGAGCAGCUUACGGUUGUUGCUACAUUGGCGAGGGAGUCUCCGAAGACGAUGGUGACUAUGCUGCAGUUGUUGACGGAACGGGUGAAUGCGUACAAGAUGGCUCAGGCUCAGCAGCAGUUUGGGACACAUGUCUAUGUUCUACACGAACACAUGCAUUGGUUACUUCUCGUCUCGGGUUUCGUCCUUGCUGAAGACCCUCACGGAGAUCCUGAGAAACGCGUUACCUACGUCCUCCCUCACAUCCCAGAUAUCUCGCAGAUCGUACUGACGUACACCCAAAUGAUCGGUACAGAACAGGAAGAACUUUGGAGUCCGCAGGUUGUGGAGACGCUCUGGUGGUGGCUGGAGAGAUGGACGCUAUCAUAUCUCUAUGCCGACUCCUACCCGGCGUUCAGUGGCGAUGCCGGACGUGAAAUUGCGUCCUUUAUCAUUGAUCGGAUGAAGGCGCAUAUGGAGGGAUGGGCGAGCGAGGCGAGUGUUAUUUUGCAGAUCGCGAAGACGUUGAAGACGUUUGCUGGGCAUCAGAAGUUGCGGGAUGGGAUGUUGCUGACCCAGACCUUCCAUACGCUGGUGGAGUACCUCGUUAAGAAUAUUGAGAAACUUCCGGAAGCUGCGCAUGGGGUUGUUGUCGAGACCGUUACAAUCUUUGCGGCUGGUGCGACUCAAGCGGAUGUCAGGGCUCAUUAUAUGAGUUUGGUCAUGAACAGUGUGGAGAAGGACUUCGUUUCGUUGGUUCAGCGACCUGACUUUAGCAAGAUUGCACAGCAAAAUGUGGUCUUCUCGAAACUUAUUGACACGAUGGACAUGUUUCAGGGUCUCUGCCGUGGAGUUCAGCCGCAAACUGUCAACGAGAUCUUUGACCUGGUCGCAAAGUACUCUCCUCAUAUGUUGGAGUUGCUCAAGACCUAUGGAAGUGUUCCCGAAAUGGUCAUGUCCAUUUUAAAAGUCUACGUCACUCUUGUGCAGUCCACUGAGAUUGCUCAACUGGCACCCGAAGUGCAGACCGUGCUCACGCAGCAUUCAUUGGAGUUGAUGAAGGUAUAUGACAGCAUCACAAAGAGCCAGAAGGAGAGCCAUGAGAUUGCGGAUGAGCCUUAUGGUGACGUGAUCUUGAUCAUGGAGUUUCUGUCAAAUCUUGUGGCCUUGGAUUUGCAACGCGCACGGGCCCAGUCUGUCUCUUUAUCGCAGUCCCCUAAUCAUGAGGUCAUCCUUUACGGUUGGCAUAUUCUUCUACCCAAGGUUACUGCGGACGCUCUCGAGAUUCCGCAGGUUGCUAUCAAGAACGCCAGUCUCAUUCGCGACCUUGUGGAGUAUUACCCGGAUAAACUCACUGCUCUGCCGGACGAGGUGCUGGACACUAUUCGUCGCGCUCUGUCGAGUAACUUGGGUAGCCCUGUGUAUGAGGUCGUUGACUCCUUGUAUCAAGGUAUCUCUGCGUUCGCGUUGUUCGCCUAUAGCCUCCAACGCAAGGGUGAUAUGGCGAGUUUGGCACGUCUUGCUGGACCUAUCGAUGGCCUCUUGGAGACUGCGCUGGGCAACCUCCUCUUCGGCCACGUGGUCAGUGAUCUCGUCGGGCAAGCAGCCGCCGCACUCCUCCCGCUCAUUUGCUGCAGUGAGCAGAAGUACGAGACGUUGGUACGCGGCCUGCUCGAUCAACAUGCAGCAAACCCGGAUACGCAUCAGAGAUUGGUUAACGCGUUCACAAAGUUGACGGCUGCUAUUCCGCCUGAACUGCCGGAGGGUAUCACGCUGGCUAGGAGCAAGGAGUUGGGCGAGUUCAAUAAACAUUUGUUUGUAUUUUUGAACGAAACUAGGGGCAUUUUGAUGCAGCGAUGA